Molecule: messenger RNA, 9203 nt
Organism: Equus quagga
Lineage: Eukaryota; Metazoa; Chordata; Mammalia; Perissodactyla; Equidae
Gene: BLTP3A
Product: bridge-like lipid transfer protein family member 3A
Exons: 21
Coding region: 205-4533 (1442 amino acids)
Molecular function (GO): histone deacetylase binding
Source: RefSeq, a predicted model, not a curated record
CUCUGGGCUGGCGGCCGCGGCGCCGCGCGGGUGGGUGGGAUAGUGGCGGAGCUCCGGGCGCCGGGGCACGGCCGGGGAGCGCUAUGGCGGUGGCUGUGGCGGCGGCAUCCGGUCCCCGCGGCGCCGCGAGGUGAGAGACCGCCUUUUCGCGGCUGAGGAGGCCGCAGCUGCCCGCCUGCCUUCCACGCGGGCCUCGGCUCCGGCAUGGCCGGGAUCAUUAAGAAGCAGAUCCUGAAGCACCUGUCCCGGUUCACUAAGAAUCUUUCCCCAGACAAAAUCAAUUUGAGCACCUUGAAAGGAGAGGGUCAGCUGACCAACCUGGAGCUGGAUGAAGAGGUUCUACAGAAUGUGCUGGAGCUGCCCACCUGGUUAGCCAUCACUCGGGUCUACUGCAACAGGGCCUCCAUCCGGAUCCAGUGGACAAAGUUGAAGACACACCCAAUUUGCUUGUGUCUGGAUAAGGUAGAGUUGGAGAUGAAGACGUGUGAGGAGCCUCGGCCCCCCAAUGGACAGUCUCCCAUUGCCCUCGCUUCAGGACAGAGUGAGUAUGGCUUUGCCGAGAAGGUGGUGGAGGGGAUGUUCAUCGUCGUCAAUUCCAUCACGAUCAAGAUUCACUCCAAGGCUUUCCACGCUUCUUUUGAAUUGUGGCAGCUCCAGGGCUACAGUGUCAAUCCCAAUUGGCAGCAGAGUGACCUCCGCCUCACCCGCAUCACCGACCCCCACCGAGGAGAGGUUUUAACAUUCAAGGAAAUAACUUGGCAAACACUUCGAAUUGAGGCAGAUGCAACAGACAAUGGUGAUCAGGACCCGGUCACCACUCCACUGAGGCUUAUUACCAACCAAGGCAGGAUCCAAAUAGCCCUCAAGAGAAGAACCAAAGAUUGCAAUGUGAUAGCCUCCAAGCUGAUGUUCCUGUUGGAUGACUUGCUCUGGGUGCUGACUGACUCGCAGCUCAAGGCUAUGAUGAAGUAUGCAGAGUCGCUGAGUGAAGCCAUGGAGAAGUCAGCCCAGCAGAGAAAGAGCCUGGCCCCUGAACCUGUACAGAUCACCCCACCUGCUCCUAGUGCCCAGCAGUCUUGGGCCCAGGCGUUUGGUGGCAGCCAGGGCAGCAGCAACAGCAGCAGCAGCCGCCUCAGCCAGUACUUUGAAAAAUUUGAUGUGAAAGAGUCUUCCUACCAUCUCCUCAUCUCCCGCCUGGACCUGCACAUUUGUGAUGAUAGCCAGUCCCGAGAGCCAGGCGUCUCUGCAAACAGACUCAUGGGUGGUGCAAUGCAGCUUACCUUCCGCAAGAUGGCAUUUGACUAUUACCCCUUCCACUGGGCAGGCGAUAGCUGCAAACAUUGGGUACGGCACUGUGAGGCCAUGGAGACCCGAGGCCAGUGGGCCCAGAGGCUGGUGAUGGAAUUUCAGAGUAAAAUGGAGAAGUUGCACGAGAAGACGGAUCUGAAAUCACCCUGGCACCUGGGGGUAGACUCGCCCUUCCGGAGGAAAGCAGAUUCUUUUUCUAGUCCUCGAAAGAACCUGCUUGAGAGAAGCCCCUCUCAGGGCCGACAGGCUGCCUUUCGGCCUCCAGCAUGGAAUCGCUUACGCUCUAGCUGCAUGGUAAUCCGGGUGGAUGAUUUGGACAUCCACCAGGUUUCUACAGCUGGACAACCCAGUAAGAAGCCAUCCACACUUCUUUCCUGCAGUCGGAAACUUCACAGCCUGCCCACUCAGGUCUCUGCCAUUCACAUUGAGUUCACAGAGUAUUACUUCCCAGAUAAUCAGGAGCUUCCAGUUCCCUGUCCCAAUCUCUACAUUCAGUUCAAUGGUCUGAUAUUUACUAUGGAUCCUGUGAGCUUGCUCUGGGGAAAUCUCUUCUGCCUGGAUUUAUACCACAGCUUGGAGCAGUUCAAAGCUAUCUACAAGCUGGAAGAUUCAAGCCAGAAAGAUGAACACUUGGACAUCCGACUGGAUGCCUUCUGGCUGAAGGUGAGCUUCCCGCUGGAGAAGAGAGAGCAGGCUGCGUUGCAUCGUCCCCAGGCCCUUGUCUUCUCUGCGUCAGGCCUGACUGCCACCAACACACGUCAUGCCCCACAUUGCAGCUGUCCAGACCUCCAAACUCUCUUCCGGGGCUUUGCUGCUGCUGAGUUCUUUCAUUCCAAUUAUGUGCACUUUCCCAAGGUUCCAGGUGGCUUUAGCCUUCUGCAUAUGCUUUUUAUGCACCAUGCCUUCCAAGUGGAUCCCUGCUUCCCUCAAGCUAGUACCUUCUCUCCCCAGAGGCUUAAGGCUUCCCAGGAUCUCUGGUCCAUCCACUUCACCCAGAUCUCCUUGGACUUUGAGGGAACAGAGAACUUCAAAGGCCAUGCCUUGAAUUUUGUGGCCCCCUUCCCCUUGUCCAUUUGGGUCUGCCUACCCCUCCGCUGGCAGCAAGCCCAGGCACGGAAACUCCUUUCAGCCACAGAAGGGAGGCUGAAACCAUCAGCUAGCUUUGGCAGUCCUGUCCAGUCUGAAGCCUUUGCCCCUGACACUGUGUCCCAUCAGAGGUCAAAAACCGAGCAUGAUUUGAAAAGCCUAUCAGGCCUUACGGAAGUCGUGGAAACUCUGAGAGAAGGCAGUGGUGGUGUGGACAGCAAAGGGCCUCUGGCAGAGCUGGAGGAUACAGCGGAUGUUCACAUGCUUGUACACUCUCCUGCACAUGUCCGUGUGCGACUUGACCACUACCAGUACUUGGCUCUACUCCGCCUGAAGGAGGUGCUACAGGGUCUUCAGGAGCAGCUUACUAAGGAUACAGAGGCCAUGACUGGGUCUCCCCUGCAGGACCAGACAGCUUGCAUUGGGGUGCUCUUCCCCAGUGCUGAGGUGGCUCUGCUCAUGCAUCCUGCCCCUGGGGCUGUUGGAGCUGACUCUGCAGGUUCAGAUACCACCAGCCUCAUAGAUUCAGAGCUGUCUCCUUCAGAGGAUAGGGAGCUGAAGUCUGAUGCCUCCUCAGAGCAGGGCCCAGCCAGCCCUGAGAAGGUUCUCGAGGAUAGUGGCCUGGAAAAUCUGGUUGCAUCCCAGGAUAGGCCACUGCCUAUCCAUAGCAAUGGAGAACUGCAGGACUCAGAUUCUCUUGCACAGCAGGAGGCAGGGAAGGGCCAUGAGGCAGUGGAUUCCUUACAGGCCAAGACAUUAAGCAGAACCCAAGCAUCCAGCUCACCAGCUGCACUGAAGCCCCCAGAUGGCAGGGAUACCACUGUGAAUGGACAGGGCAAGCUCAUCCCCUUGAACAUUGAGGGAGAGUUGUCAAGUGCUAUUCACAUGACCAAGGAUGCCACCAGGGAGGCUCUACAUGCCACCAUGGACCUCACCAAGGAAGCUGUGUCCCUCACUAAGGAUGCCUUCAGUCUGGGCAGAGACAGAAUGACCUCCACCAUGCACAAGGUGUUGUCCCUGCCUCCAGCCAAGGAGCCCAUGGCCAAGAUAGAUGAAGGGGUGGUAGCCCCAGUGAGUGGAGGUGCUGCCCGACUCCGAUUUUUCUCCAUGAAGAGGACAGUAUCUCAGCAGUCAUUUGAUGGUGUCUCACUGGACAGCAGUGGCCCUGAAGACCGGAUUUCAGUGGACAGUGAUGGCAGUGACAGCUUUGUGAUGCUCUUGGAGUCUGAGUCUGGUCCAGAAUCUCUUCCGCCAGGAUCUCUUCCCCAUGCCCUGGCCAGUGCUGGUGUUCAGGGGAGCCCUGUUGUGGAUAGUUAUGGCCAGGGGUCACCAGAGGCCAACAGCUCAGCCUCACCCAGUGGAGAAGACCUCAAUCUUCACCCGGUCUCAGUUCUGGUCCUGAAGGUGAAUGAGGUGUCUUUUGGGAUUGAGGUACGUGGCGAGGACCUGACUGUGGCCCUGCAAGCAGAGGAACUGAUGCUCCAGCAGCUGGGCACCAUGGGACUCUGGCAGUUUUUGCAUGGACAGUGCCCAGGUCCAAAUUUUCAGGAAUCCUCAACUUUGAAGUCUGAGCACAUCAGGCCAGCUGUGGGCCUUCGCUUUGAGGUGGGGCCUGGUGCAGCGGUUCAUUCCCCCCUGGCCAUACAGAACGGCUUCCUGCAUUUCUUGCUUCGUGACUGUGAUCUUGAGCUGCUCACCUCGGUGCUCAAUGGCCUGGGGCCCUUCUUGGAGGAUGAGGAGAUCCCAGUGGUAGUUCCCAUGCAGAUUGAGCUCCUGAACUCCAGGAUCACCCUACAGGAUGAUAUGCCCCCCAUCUAUCCGACGUCGCCAGGCCCUAUCCCCAUCGCUCUGGCCGUGGAGCAUGUUGUGCUGAAGCGGAGUGAUGAUGGUGUGUUCCACAUAGGUGCAGCUGCUCAGGACAGACCAUCAGCUGAAGUACCUAAAAGUGAGAAGAGGCAGCCUCCAAAAGAACAGGUGUUUCUGGCGCCCACAGGGGAGGCUUUCGGACAGCAGGUGAAAGAACUGCCUGCCCUGCAAAAGGAACUGAUAGAAACUAAACAAGCAUUGGCCGAUGCCACCCAAGAUAAAGAAAAACUUCUUCAGGAGAUUAGGAAAUAUAACCCCCUCUUUGAGCUCUGAGAGCAGCGGCUCAGCCAUCUGUGCCAAGGAGAGAGGAAGGAGAUCACCAGCAAUAGCACCACCUGUGACAGAAGGCACCGUCCAGUGUUGAAUAAGUCGGCUAAGGACACCAGAGGGACUGGAGGAGAGUGCUCAUCUCACUCCUUGUGGUGUUCUUUCUACUAGCUGUUCUAACUUGGAUGGAAGGCAGGCAAAGCAUGACCACGUUCCAGGAAACUGGGGGCAGCUUUGCGCGUGGCUCAAGCAUCAUGUCUUGCCUGUAUAAAGCUUCUGGCCCUCUGCACACUAGGUGGAAUCUUCUUGACACUGUAGGGCCAUUUCACCGCCUGGUUUCAUGGCAGAGACAUUUGCUUCCUCCACAACCUGUGUCAACAAGGCAAAGUACCCACCUUCCUCAAUCACCCACAGAGCCACCAAAGAUUCUAUGUCCCAGAGCUUCCUGUAGCAGACCUGGAAAGUUCUGGGCCUGAGCUUUGACUACAGUAGUACGGUGGAACAGCAAACAGCCAGCGAGGCGGGAGCCAGGAGAGGCACAAGAAUAAGAGAGACCUGGACUCGGUCUUUUUUCGAUAGGGAACCAAGCUCUUAUCAUCUUGGCUGAUGUUCCAAUCAGAUUCUUCAGGGUUAAGCUUCCUUUCUGUUAGACUUUCAUCGUGAUGCUGUGGUAGAAAGUAAACAACAGUAGCAGCUCGGUUGUAUCCUCUUUCCCUUGAAUGACACAAUUUAUUUGAAAUUUAAAUCAAGAAAAAAAUAUUCACUCUGAGCUUGGUUGAAGGUGUGAUGUGGUAGGGAUCAAUGGGGGAGCUUGGUUCCAAGCCCCCGUUGCCCACCUCGAGUCCUGUCUCUCUUCCACAGCUGCACUUCCGAGGUGGUCUCCUCUGUCUGCCUGGGUCCCUGGCACAUCUGCUUUCCCAGCGCCAUGGCUUUCUGCCCGCACUCCCUCCUUAGCACUUGCUGGUUUGGGAGCGGCAAAUGUGUUUUACAGUGUAACAUAAACAUCUCAACCUUUUGCCUCCCACCCCUUCUAUCACUGUGGCUUUUUAAAAUCAUGUAAUUUUGACUUAAGUGAAAAAAACAGCAACCCUUCAACCUAGCGAGGUUUUGCCCCUGCCCUAUAAAAGAGCUAUUUUCCUUUCCUCCCUAAUUCUUCUCCAGCACUCCACCUUCAUCUGUACUGCUCUGUGAUGUACUUCAAUUGUGUUGACGGGACAGAAGUUCAUCAGCUAACUCCCCUUGAAUUGGCAAGAUGGUAAAAUAGUGAUUUAUGUGUCACUAAAGCCUUAGUUACACAUGACCUAUUGAAGGAAAGAUAAAAUGGUCUCCUUUAUGAGAAAUCAUGCCUGACUUGUAUAUUCUAGUUUUUUGAGGAUAAAAAGAAACAGGCAUUUACGAAGGAACAAGAUCUAAUUUGUUCAGACUUUUAAAAAAUUUUGUCAAGGUUCUUCACUAAGGCAGUUUUAAAAAUAUCAGUUAGUGUGAGAUUAUGGGAAUUUUUGUCAUGCUUAGGAAACAACUUAGAGACUUAAGAAUAAACAUCUUUCUGAAGAGAAUGGUAACAGGAAGUUUCCUAUGGGUUGAUGCUUGGUUUAACCUUAUUUAAGAUUUGUCUAAAUAACUCGAAAGUAGGAUAUAGUGCAAUCAAAUGUCAUUAUUUACAGGCAGUGAAAGGUAAACCAAACAACAUUUAAAAAAGAAAGGCAGAACCACAGAAGGGUCACAAGCUGGGCUGUGAAUACUUAGGAAAGAGGUUCGGUGUGGCUAACUGUAAAGUAACGCACUUAUGGAAGAAUCAGCAACCGAAGAGGCAGCGAGCUGUCAGAACUCAGGGGAGAAACCUAAGCAUUGCUGAGAGGGAGGCGGGGUCAAAGUGCUGCUGUGGCAAGAAGCCCAAAUGCAUCAUCAGCAAGGGUACAUGGAGACACAACAGAAAACAGAUGAUGUCUUAAAUUAUCUGUGCACCUGUAGUGACCUUAUUCGCAAAAUAUAUGGUGAAGGGAGGGAAGGUCCAGAGAACAGCAAAAAUUGUCAGGGAGCAGAGGUACUUCCACAUGAGGACGCAUCUUUAAAAUGUUGGCUCCACUUUUGGAAAGAUAAAGCUGAGGGUAGUGUUAGAUCAAAUAUCCUGUCAAGAGCAGGGACAUGUUCACCAGGUCCUGAAAUACUAGCCCUAGGGCUCUACCUCAUAGCCUAAGGUAACAGAAAGCACUUCUGCAAAUCAGAAACUUACGGAGCUCACUGUCCAGGAAGUGGUGCUGGCAGAAACUAUGUAUGGGUGCAGAAGGUUUAAGAGGAAUCCUUGUAUGGUGGCCUGCCAAAAGGAAUCAUAGAAAACGAGGGCUAUUUGGUGAUAUACAACUGAGAGGAAACUGCAUCCUUCCACAAACUGCCCCUUAGUGCUUCUCUCACAGGCAGAAUGGUCAACAAAAUGGAUCACUGGUCCUCUCAAGUAUGGUAUUUCUGAUGUUCUUGGAGGGGGGAGGAGAGAGAUCCAGCAGCCAGAAACUAGAAUUAUUCAAUCUUAGGCUCCCCUGAAUUGGUUUAAAAUCACAUUCUGAUUCUCUUUCCUUCCCUUCCUUCCCUACCCACCAUAUCUGUCUGGCAUUCCUCCAUGCAAAGAAAAUGUCUAAUGGGCGUUGCUUGGUAUACCCUCACCGUAAUUAACCUUGUGCUUGGCCGGGGGCAACAGAAACAAAUCUAGCGAGCACCAAGGCGAGUCCCUUUCACCAGAGCUCAGUCAGCUUUCUGAGCUCUCUGGAGCUCUUGUCCAUGUGGACAAAUGGAGCCCUAGAAUUUCUGACUUCCCUUAUGUGGCAGCUUUGACCACUGUGUGAUGAAAUCCUCCCCCAAGAAAUGUGGUAGGUGUCAUCGUCCCACGGAAUUUUAGUAAAAAACAUCUUGUAUAACUUUAUACUCCUAUUCAUUGGAAGAAGGAAGACUUUUUCAUAAUAAAGAAAUGUGUACUGUUUGGUAGUCCUCAGGAUAAAUGUAAAAGAAAAAGAUGGAAGGAAAAAUAGUAGUGUCAGCUCCUUUGGACUGCUUACGAUUUCUGCCUUGAAGCUCUAAGACUCUGAACAAGAAAUAACAAUACCUCAAGAAAACGUCUGGAGUGAUAGCAACACUCUCUCUCAAAGACUUCAGCCACUGCACACCACCAUUUCAGCUGUGAAGCUUUAUGACUACGCGUCAUCUGUGACUGUCUCGAAUUCCUGUUUACACGGCGGUACUGGAGAUAUGCUUUAGUGCAUAUGGACUGGAUUAAACCUCUCUUUGCUGAGCUGCAGGGAUGCUUAUCAAUCUUACAUUGUUUUCAACUCACUGGAAUAAUUUAGUUUCUUUGACUUAAGAUGGGAGUGCGCUCUCUGCUCAUGAUGGCUGCUUUAUUGCUGUAUGUUUAAUUUGACCCUCAUUUUGCCAUGGGCCUCAGGCUUUAUGUACCUUUUUCAUGGUUUUGAAAGGAACGGUUCCUGUAUGUGGAAUAUACAAGGGAUAAACACCACCCCUCACAUACCCUGUGCUUAAAUGCUUCCAUUUAAUCCAUUUACAUUUGUUUUCCCUUAGGCUAGUUCAGGUGGGUAGUGGAAAGAACAUAGUUUGAAGCAUUGCCAUAGUGAUACUGGAACUUUCCUUUCAAACCUUUACACUAAGGGUUUGUUUUUUUUCUCCUUUAUUUAAUACUUGCCUAAACUUCUAAAGUCAGUUAUAGUAACAUCACAAAACUGUGGAAACUGAACAUUGCUGCAUAAGCCAGUGGGAUGACACCUGGUUAUCUGAGAACUGCAAAAGCUGUUUCAGUGCCUUGUGAUUUACCAUAGUCAUCAGUGUUUCACGAGAUUCUGGUGUGAGGUACUCUCCUGUCAGGGACUAUGGCCUUCACCCAGAUCGUCCCCUUCUGCUAGCAUACGUAUGCUCCGAUUCACCUCUGGGUAGUUCUUACUGAAUGGGGAUUACUUUCCCUAGCUCUUAAAACAGACACAGGGGCAUCACUCUUGGAGAAUCUUAAACUGUGAGGUUUUGCUAAGUGGCCAGACUUGGGAUGUGAACUUUCUCCCUUGUUAUUUGUAAGUUUCAGCCUUAUCCAAUAUCUCAGAUUGCAGUAGGUAUAGUUUUUAUGACUGUUUAAAAAAUUCCUGUUAGAGCUGAGGCAAUAUUUUUUUUCCAGUUUAUUAGUUUUUGGUUAAGAUUUAGCCUGAGUCUUACAGCAUUUCUUUGUAGAAUGCCCCACUGAAGUGUCUUCUCCAUUGGCUAAGUACAUGUCUAAAGCCAGGAGUUUUAAUGUAAGGUACUAAAAGCCAGAUUUGCCCAACUUUGUGAGUCCAAGCUGUUUCCCCCACUCAGGGUGCUAAACAGAAUUGGAAUCUUUACUAAGUCAUGCUCAGGAAAGCUUCAAAAGAGAACAGCUUCCAAACCCUUCUCCCUAUGACACUGAAUGACAGAGAAGAACAAAUUCUUGGGGAUCGCCAAUUGUAUACAGUAGCCUUAUUACUGCUAAUCACUGUCAAUAAAAGGUCACUCCAUUCCCCUCUAUUUGAGGAAAACAAUGAGAAUGUAUCUGAUGAACUGGAAUACUGGUCAGUAUUGGGAAAUUUUAAUGUUGCAAUAUCUAAUCAAACCUUGAGUGUACUGGUUCUGUGAACCACCUGAAAAAAGCAAAUUAAACUUAUUAAACAGUA